GGCACUUUUUAAGUACUUUAGAAGGGUACCUCCGGAGAGUUCUUCAUCACCUGAGGAACAAUACAUGCAGUAGACAAGCAGGAGGCUUAUUUUGUUAACUCAUAUUUCUGUUCUUUAAAAGUUUUAUAAAGUUAGACUGAAAAUGCAAAGUUGUGUAAAAUCAUGGGGUUUCUUCUCUAGGUCUGUAAGCUUACAGCCUCCUUGCAGCAAGCUGUGUAGUCAAAGCCGCGUUUUAAUGGGGAAACAGCAAAGGAAAUCAAUUGCACAGAGAUAUCAAAACAUGAUGCUUGUUACUGUCCGGGGAUUAAGAAGCUCUGCAGUUUUUUCUUCAUCCAGGCAGAUAGAGAAAAUACUGCCCCGACAUGACGACUUCUCCGAGAGGCAUAUCGGACCAGGUGACAAAGAGAAACGAGAGAUGCUUGGCAUUUUGGAGUUUGAGAGUAUUGAUGAAUUGAUUGACAGAACUGUUCCAGCCAGCAUCCGUUUGCAAAGAAAUCUGAAAAUGGACGAUCCUGUUUGUGAAAAUGAAAUUUUGGAAUCUUUGCAUAAGAUUGCAAACAAGAACAAGCUCUGGAGAUCCUACAUCGGCAUGGGCUAUUACAACUGUUCAGUUCCCCAGGCCAUACAACGAAACCUGCUGGAAAAUUCGGGAUGGGUGACUCAGUACACUCCAUACCAGCCAGAAGUUUCCCAGGGUCGCCUAGAAAGCCUGCUUAACUACCAAACCAUGGUGUGUGAUCUCACUGGCAUGGCGGUUGCCAAUGCCUCUCUCCUGGAUGAAGGCACUGCAGCUGCAGAGGCUAUGCAGUUAUGCCACAGGCAGAAUAAGAAAAGGAAGUUUUACAUUGACCCUCGCUGCCACCCUCAGACAAUAGCUGUGGUGCAGACCAGAGCCAACUACAUUGGGGUAAAAACAGAGCUGAAGUUGCCACACGAGAUGGACUUCAGUGGAAAGGAUGUCUCGGGAGUCUUGUUCCAGUAUCCAGACACUGAGGGCAGUAUUGAAGACUUCACUGGGCUGGUGGACAGAGCUCAGAAGAGCGGGGCCUUAGCCUGCUGUGCAACAGAUUUGCUGGCCAUAUGUGUGCUUCGACCACCAGGGGAAUUUGGAGUGGAUAUCGCUCUGGGGAGCUCACAGAGAUUUGGGGUGCCACUGAGCUAUGGGGGUCCUCAUGCUGCCUUCUUUGCUGUGAAAGAAAAUCUGGUGAGAAUGAUGCCAGGCAGGAUGGUUGGCGUCACAAGAGAUGCAGCAGGGAAGGAAGUAUACCGUCUUGCUCUUCAGACACGGGAGCAACAUAUCCGUAGAGAUAAAGCCACAAGCAACAUCUGCACUGCCCAGGCUCUUCUAGCUAAUAUGGCUGUAAUGUUUGCUGUCUACCAUGGACCUCAGGGGUUGAAGCACAUUGCCAAGAGGGUGCACAAUGCUACCUUGAUAUUGGCUGAAGGUCUGAAGCGCGCUGGACACAAACUGGAACAUGAUAUGUUCUUUGACACGUUGAAGAUUCAUUGCAGUGUGGCAGCAAAGGAUAUCCUGGAGAGAGCAGUGCAACGACAAGUCAACCUCCGAAUGUACAGCGAGGGACUGGUUGGAGUGUCACUGGAUGAAACGGUGACAGAAAGAGAUUUGGAUGAUCUUCUCUGGGUGUUUGGUUGUGAAUCCUCGUCAGAGCUCAUUGCUGAACAAAUUGGAGAUGGACUUAAAGGCAUCAUGGGAACACCAUUUAAGAGAACAAGCAAAUUUCUUACACACACAGUUUUCAACAGCUAUCACUCUGAGACUAAUAUUGUCCGCUACAUGAAACGACUGGAAAAUAAAGACAUUUCUCUUGUACAUAGCAUGAUACCGCUGGGUUCUUGCACAAUGAAGUUGAAUAGUUCCUCUGAACUCGCACCAAUCACUUGGAAGGAGUUUGCAAACAUCCACCCGUUUGUGCCACUUGAUCAGGCUCAGGGUUAUCAGCAGCUCUUCAGGCAACUGGAACAAGAUCUCUGUGAGAUCACAGGGUAUGACAAAAUCUCUUUCCAGCCAAACAGUGGUGCACAGGGAGAAUAUGCUGGUUUGGCUGCCAUUAAGGCUUAUUUAAAUGCAAAAGGAGAGACCCAUAGAACGGUUUGCCUCAUCCCGAAAUCGGCCCAUGGAACAAACCCAGCCAGUGCCCAGAUGGCAGGAAUGAAAAUCCAGUCGGUAGAGGUGGAGAGGGACGGAAGCAUUGAUGUGGCACACUUGAAGGCCAUGGUGGACAAACACAAGGAAAAUCUAGCAGCCAUUAUGAUUACCUACCCUUCCACCAAUGGUGUUUUUGAAGAGAAUGUCCGUGACGUCUGUGAGCUGAUUCACAAGCAUGGAGGCCAGGUUUACUUAGAUGGUGCUAAUAUGAAUGCUCAGGUGGGCCUGUGUCGCCCGGGAGACUAUGGCUCGGACGUCUCUCACUUAAACCUUCACAAAACCUUUUGUAUUCCUCAUGGUGGGGGAGGCCCAGGCAUGGGUCCCAUUGGAGUAAAGAAACACCUUGCUCCGUACCUACCCAGUCACCCGGUUGUUUCUCUCCAGUCUGACAAUACUGCUCAAUCUCUUGGCACCAUCAGUGCUGCACCUUGGGGUUCAAGUGCAAUUUUGCCCAUUUCCUGGGCAUAUAUUAAGAUGAUGGGAGCUAAAGGACUGAAACAUGCCACAGAAAUUGCCAUACUAAAUGCAAACUACAUGUCAAAGAGGCUUGAGAACCACUACAAAGUGCUUUUCAGGGGUAAAAGAGGUUGUGUGGCUCAUGAGUUCAUCCUUGAUGUGAGACCAUUCAAAAAAUCAGCCAACAUUGAAGCUGUGGAUGUGGCAAAGAGGCUGCAGGAUUAUGGUUUCCAUGCUCCCACAAUGUCAUGGCCAGUGUCUGGCACUCUGAUGAUUGAGCCCACUGAGUCAGAGGACAAGGCUGAGUUAGACAGGUUCUGUGAUGCCAUGAUCAGCAUCAGACAUGAAAUUGCUGAGAUUGAAGAGGGAAGGAUGGACUCCCGAAUUAAUCCUCUAAAGAUGGCACCUCACACUCUGGCCUGCAUUGCCUCUUCUAAUUGGGACAGACCCUACUCCAGAGAGGUUGCUGCAUUUCCACUGCCAUUUGUGAAACCAGAGUCCAAGUUUUGGCCAACAAUUGCUCGGAUAGAUGACAUUUACGGUGACCAGCACUUAGUCUGCACUUGCCCGCCGAUGGAAGUUUAUGAAUCGCCAUUCGAAGAGAAAAGGGUCUCUUCAUAAAAACUUGUUUGCAUAAGAUGCCGAAAAGCUGCAGCAUUUGAACUUACUGCAUUUCUGGAACUGUGGGAGUUCUUCAGCAUUUACAAGACUUGGUUUAUAUUUUUUCCUUUGGUGCCAUUUUCCAUUGAUGUGCACUUGGUGCCUCAAGUUUUUAUUGCAUACUGUAUGAAUAGUUGCCUUGACAUGUUAUUUGAUCAAGAACUACUGCUUUAGGAAUGAUUUCAGUGUAACAUAUUUUCUUGUUAUAGUUUUUUGGCAUUCAAGACAUUAGAUAUUGGUGAAUUUUACUUCUGUUUUGACUAUUGUGUGAUUCAACCACAUAAUGCAUUUCUAAGAAUAAUUGUAUUCAUUUUUUUAUGGGGAUAAUUCAUUUAACAAUUUUUUAAUAUUCUUUGUAAAUAGAGCUUAAACUGCUUGUAGCAUUCCAAUAAAAUAUGUUUU
Lepisosteus oculatus (spotted gar) is the source of this 3685-nucleotide messenger RNA. It is a transcript of the gene gldc, whose product is annotated as glycine dehydrogenase (decarboxylating). Gene Ontology annotation, molecular function: lyase activity; glycine dehydrogenase (decarboxylating) activity; pyridoxal phosphate binding. Gene Ontology annotation, cellular component: mitochondrion; glycine cleavage complex. NCBI's taxonomy places the organism in Eukaryota, Metazoa, Chordata, Actinopteri, Semionotiformes, Lepisosteidae. Gene Ontology annotation, biological process: glycine decarboxylation via glycine cleavage system. The record is from RefSeq and is a predicted model, not a curated record.